UUUCUUUUUUAAAUACAACAAAAUUCUCUUGCAUUUUCCUGCGGAUGCCGGUGGAAUCAUCGAUCUAAUUAAGCCCAGUUCUUUCACAAACUAGGCUGCUUAUUUGGAAAAUCCACCUCCAUUUCCCAAAAAAGAUCUACUUCUUCGGAUUAAAUUAAAUCUGUUUAUGCAUGCAUGCAUGAAAUUGUUUUAUUCCGUAAUUUUACGUAAUAAAACAAGUACAUACGUAUUUACUACAUAGAUAUAAUUAUAUCAUAUAUAUCAUUAUAUAUGGAGAAAUGCAAGGUCAUUGGUUUUGGUGAUUACCACCAUCAUGAUGAUCAAGAGUACACUCAAUUAGUAUUUGGAUCAGAAGCCAAGGAUGGUACUAAUAAUAUUAUUUAUCAGUUUCAUGAUGAUGAUGAUGAUUCCAAGUACAGUACUAGCGGAGGAGCCAUCAAAGUGGAGAAGCUUACGAGCUAUGUGAUAAGAUAUGUAAAGGCUGAGAAGCUAAGGAGCUUGCACCGGCUGAAGCUGUGGGCGGUGGGAUCGGCCACCGCCGCCUUCUUCCUCUGCGCUUGUCUGCUGCAGCUCACUACUCUCACCGAGUUCAUGAGAAAGCCCACUUCCAAUUUCCCCUCCUCUCCUCAACAGAUCGGUCUUCCUCCCCAAAGAGUUUAUGAGAGCAAUGGGUUUUUGCUUGUAUCAGCUAAUGGGGGAUUGAAUCAAAUGCGAUCUGGUAUUUGUGACAUGGUAGCAAUUGCAAGAAAUAUGAAUGCAACGCUUAUAGUCCCAGAAUUGGAUAAAACCUCCUUUUGGAAUGAUCACAGUAAGUUCGAAGAUGUGUUUGAUGUGGAUCAUUUCAUCACAUCAUUGAGAGACGAAGUCAGGAUAUUGAAGAAGCUUCCUCACCAUCUUAUUCAUAAUCCCCCAUUUUCCAUGCCUCCUGUCAGCUGGUCCAACAUGUCAUUUUAUGAUAAAGUGGUAGUUCCCAGACUGCAAAAAUAUGGAGUGGUUCACUUCACCAAAAGUGAUUCAAGGCUGGCCAAUAAUGGGAUUCCUUUAGAAGUUCAAAAGCUACGGUGCCGAGUAAAUUACAGAGCUUUGAAAUUUACUCCCAAAAUAGAAGAGACUGGCAAGAAGAUUGUAGAACUUUUGAGACGAAACGGUCCAUUCGUAGUUCUUCACCUCAGAUACGAAAUGGAUAUGUUGGCAUUCUCAGGUUGCUCUGAAGGUUGCAACACCAAUGAAAUUGAAGAAUUGACAAAACUCAGAUACGCGUAUCCAUGGUGGAAACAGAAAGAAAUAGAUUCCGCAAAGAAGCGACAAAUGGGAGAAUGCCCUUUAACCCCAGAGGAAACUGCACUGACACUGAGAGCCUUGGAUAUUGAUCCUGCUAUGCAAAUCUACAUUGCUGCUGGUCACAUCUAUGGGGGACAAAGGAGAAUGGCAGACUUAAAACUAGCCUUUCCUCAUUUGAUUAAAAAGGAGACAUUGCUAGAGCCAUCCGAGCUUGAGCCCUUCCAGAAUCAUUCCAACCAGAUGGCUGCUUUGGAUUACGUUGUGUCAUUGGAAAGCCAUAUUUUCAUUCCAACUCAUAGAGGAAACAUGGCAUUAGUCGUUGAAGGCCAUCGCCGAUACUUGGGUUUCAAGCCCACUAUCAUUCCAAACAAAAGGCUUUUGGUGUAUCUAAUAGACCAGUAUAGGAAUGGAAGCCUGAGCUGGAAUGAAUUUUCCCUAGCAGUGAAAAGGGGCCAUGCAGGUAAAUUUGGUAGCCCGACUCCAAGACUGGGGAUUCCGGGCAAACCAAAGGAGGAACAGUACUUUUAUAGUAAUCCAUACGAGUGUUUACCCCCAUUUGCUCAAAAAUCAUCAUAGACUACUACUAUAGUCAAGAUCACUAGUGUAAUAUUGUGUGCACAGUCAUCAGUUUUUACAGAAUGGUAUGCAACUUUUCAAGACUUGCUGUAAAAUUCAACUAUUAUACAAUUCUUCAUGAGAGUUUAGCUAGCAUGUAUUUAUCUUGUUAUAGACUACUACCAAGUGGUUCUGCAACCAUUUGUACUCUGCUUUUGCAGAAAUUUUGAUCGGCACGUUAUUUCACUUGGAAAUCAUAAUGAUUUAGUAAAAAAAUGUGUUCUAACACAUGACUCGAACCAAAUUAUCAGUAUCAGAUGGGCAUUUCAAAAA
Humulus lupulus (European hop) is the source of this 2169-nucleotide messenger RNA. Its product is annotated as rhamnogalacturonan I rhamnosyltransferase 1-like. The record is from RefSeq and is a predicted model, not a curated record. Gene Ontology annotation, cellular component: cytoplasm. Lineage: Eukaryota; Viridiplantae; Streptophyta; Magnoliopsida; Rosales; Cannabaceae. The transcript has 8 exons. Bases 271 to 1857 code for a protein of 528 amino acids.